AUGGCCCUGCCCAACCUGCGCCGGAUCUUCAGCUCCUCGAGGACCGACGACCAGGAGCGCGCCGUGUCCCGCCAGGCCUUCUUCCGCUGCCUCUCAUUUAUCGCCUCCUGCGCCGUCAUCGCGCUCCUCAGCAGCCCAAAGAGGCGCGGCGCAAUCGGGCUAUAG
Molecule: messenger RNA, 165 nt
Organism: Pseudozyma flocculosa PF-1
Lineage: Eukaryota; Fungi; Basidiomycota; Ustilaginomycetes; Ustilaginales; Ustilaginaceae
Exons: 2
Coding region: 1-165 (54 amino acids)
Biological process (GO): outer mitochondrial membrane organization
Source: RefSeq, a predicted model, not a curated record